AUGUUCAAGAGAAUCAGUCUCGCAUUCCUGCUUCUUUUGCUGCUGCAAUUGACUUUUGUGGAGGCCUUUCAAAAUGCCCGCGCCGCUCAUUUGCUUUCCACCACCACCAGGAGGCAAGAACAAGAUACCAAUAACAGUGUCAUAAUUUCCAGUUCAACGACGUCUCUUUCUAUGGGACUGUUUGACGCCUUUUCAAAGGCUUUCGAAAACAACGAAUAUGGCCCUCCCCCUGAAGCCAUCAAGGCUUCUGCUCGUCACAUUCUGGUUCCCACCAAAGCGGAAGCCAAUGUUGUCAUCAAGAUGAUCUCGACUGGGGAAGCCACCUUUGCCGAUUGUGCCAAAGACUUUUCCACAUGCGCUUCGGCCUCCCAAGGUGGAUCCCUAGGAAGCUUUUCUCCUGGAAAAAUGGUGCCUGAAUUUGACAAGGUCAUUUUUGAUCCAGAGACAAAGAUUGGAGAAUUGCAAGGACCCAUCCUGACCGAUUUUGGAUUUCAUAUAAUCAUUGUCGACAAACGAACGGGAGGUGGUGACUGGUACUAG
This is a messenger RNA of Cylindrotheca closterium, 540 nucleotides long. The record is from the annotation of a GenBank genome assembly. NCBI's taxonomy places the organism in Eukaryota, Bacillariophyta, Bacillariophyceae, Bacillariales, Bacillariaceae.